UUGGAUAGGAUGCAUAGAGGAGAUGAUCGAGUGAGGGUUGCCUGAAAUCGAAUUAGUGCUUUUGGUUCACUGCACACACAGAUAAUAGUGGUACAGAGAUAGACGAGGGUUUCUAGGUUUUCCCAAAAUUCCCAAACCCAAUUCCUAAUUAUUUUUAUUAUAUUUUUUUGAAAGUCGCCCACUUUCACUUUCACACUAAUCACUUCACUUCCGCUUUCCUUGGGUCCUUUCUUCCUGCUAUAUUUUCUUCGUUCGUCUGCGAAAGAGAUAGUUGCUUUAGAAACAUCCUGAAAGCAGUCAAUGCAACAACUCGCUUGUAGGAGAGGUUUAUCUUAGUUAGAUGUUCUUGAUUCUGUAUUGGGGCAUCAUAAUAUUGUUGGUGGUGGUGCAGUGAGUAGCAAGAUGAACACAUAUAGCCGGCAUAAAGAGAAGAAUGGAAAAAGUAGCAGGGUUUCAGUGCCUGAGAAUGAUGAAGGAAGUGCUGCUCGAACAAGGCCUUUCAGCUUUGAAGAGAUUAUGCUUAGGAGGAAGAACAAGAACUUAACAGAAAAUGUCAAUGAGGGAGCUCUUGGAGGAGAAAUUAGGUCAAGGGAAGACAUCGUUGAGCAUGUUUCUCGUGGAUUUGAGUCUGAAAGAGACUACGGACACCUUAAAGAUUCUUCCCCCAUUGCUGAAAAGUAUCCAUCAGAAGAACCAGUGAAACAAAGUUCCAGAAACGAAGAGAAGAAUACUUCCUUGAAUGCUAAUUCUAGAGGUGAUUUUGAUAGAGGGAAAGAUAGUGGAAGUCAUGGCAUGGAAAUCAAAGUGAAGGCAAGACUAAAAAGUAUUGUAAAUGAGGUUAAAGGAGGGUUAAAUGACAGUCAAAUAUAUGAUAGGAGAAAAAAUGAAGUAAAUUCUAGAAAGGAAGAGAAGAAUACUGGGUUAAAUGACAAUCAAAUAUAUGAUAGGAGAAAAAAUGAAGUAAAUUCUAGAAAGAUAGAGAAGAAUACUAACAUAAAAGCUAAAUAUGAGGAUGAUUUUCAUAAAGGGAAAGAUAGCCGGAGUGGUGAGUUGGAAACCAAAUUGAAGUCUAGACCGCACAAGAUGGAUAGUAAAGUCAAAGGAGGCAAAUAUGACAGAGAAACUUUUGGUAGGGGGAAAUAUGAUAAGCUUUCAGCUAAUAGUAUCCCAAAUAAAGCUGAAAAGAGGCAUUCAAAGGAUAUGUCUGUAAAGGAGAGUCAUGCUGACCAAAGUAAAGGUAAUUCUGAAAGAGAAAGAAAGAGAAAAUAUGAAAACGGAGAUGAUGAGAAAGCUAAAGGCAGAAUUUCUGCUAAGAAACAUGAUCCAGGUAGGCAUCAUGACUCAGAUAUUUCAGAGAGAAAGGAUAGGAGAGAAUGGUCAAAACUACAUGUUGAAGAAUCUAGGCUGAAAAGAAGACGGUCUAGGAGUAAAGAACAUGAGGAUAGAAAUAGAAGGUCGACAUCUCACUCCCCAAGGGCAAACAAGCAUACAUCUUCUUAUAGGGGGGAGCAUAAACAGCUUCCUACACAUUCCCUGAAGGAUAGGUCUGGAAGACUGCAUUCUGACGUUGACAGGAGUAGAGUGUCAAAUAAUGGCUCAAGUAGUCAAUAUCUUCGAAACGAUGACUUUGCAAGUGGAAUUGGUGGCUACUCCCCGAGGAAGAGGAGAACUGAAGCUGCUGCUAGGACUCCUCCACCAGCUAGUCAUUUGCCAGAGAAGAAAAGUGCCAAGUGGGAUCUCCCACCUGCAGCAACUGACAACACAUUAUCUUCUUCAGUUCCUUCUAGUUUUGAGUCAUCAGUCAAUACUGUGUCCUCAAAUGCACCUCAGUUGGCUAGUGCUAUUCCUGUUACAUCUACCACUAUGAAGCCUAUGUCUGGGGUUUUUGCCAAUGCUUUAUCAACUAAAAAGUUUGCCUCCUUUGACUCUGUUCAACUAACACAAGCUACCCGGCCUAUGAGAAGGCUUUAUGUCGAAAAUGUACCUUCUUCGAUAUCUGAGAAAGCUUUAGUGGAAUAUAUUAAUGGUCUUUUGUUGUCAUCAGGUGUUAAUCAUGUCCAAGGAACCCAACCAUGCAUUAGCUGUAUUAUUAACAAUGAGAAGGGGCAAGCUCUUCUGGAGUUUCUUACACCUGAAGAUGCCUCAGCAGCUCUUUCUUUUGAUUGUAGUUCUAUUUCUGGUUCCACUCUAAAACUUAGACGCCCGAAGGACUUUGUUGAUGUGGCAACUGGUGACCCAGAUAAAUCAAUGACUGCAGUUGAUACCAUAAGUAAUGUCGUGAAGGACUCACCUAACAAGGUUUUCAUUGGUGGAAUUUCAAAGUCUCUUUCAUCAAAAAUGCUUUUGGAGAUUGUUAGUGCCUUUGGACCUUUGAAAGCAUACCACUUUGAGAUCAAUGAAGAUUUGAAUGAACCAUGUGCUUUUCUAGAGUAUGCGGAUCAAUCAGUUACCGUCAAAGCUUGUGCGGGUCUAAAUGGAAUGAAGUUGGGGGGCAAAGUGUUGACUGUUCUUCAGGCAGUUCAUGGUGCAGCAUCCUUGGAAAAUACUGCUGGAAGUUCACUGUAUAAGAUCCCAGAGCAUGCAAAGCCACUUCUUAUGCAGCCUACCCAGAUUAUAAAGCUCAAAAAUGUGUUCAAUGUAGAAGAUCUCUCUUCACUGUCUGAACAAGAAGUUGAAGACAUUGUUGAAGACAUAAGAUUGGAAUGUUCCAGGUUUGGGACUGUUAAAUCUGUUAAUGUUGUAAGAAAAGGAAAUAGUCAAAUUACGACAUCAGGAGCAUGUGAAAUCAUCAAGAAUACAGAAACUACAGGGUUGGAGCAAAACUCAGGGUGUGAGAUAAAAAAUGUAGAGACAGACACUUUUGAAGCGCAUAGGAAUGGUGAGGUCAGUGGAAGUGACUCAGUAGAUAACCUAAACAAUGUCGAACUUAAAGAAGACGGUGUGGCAACAGGUGAAGAUGAUAAACCUGCCGACUGCAUGAACACAUCUAGUAGCAUUCAUGAAGAACUUUCCAACCGGUUGAACAGCCCAAAAGAGGUGUUGGAAUGCUCCAAUGACAAGGUUGCUGACACCAUUUCGACGGAUGACAUUGGCUCGGAAAACAAGUUAGUGGUUGAAGAAGAGUCGUGUUUGGAGGAGGAAGUUGAUGGUAAGGAGCAAAAACAUGGUGGUCAAUUGGAUGGUAGUGUGGGAGCAGAAUCACAUGAAAUGGGGAAGGUUGACAUGGAGGAUGAUGAUAGUGAUGUGGGAAGUGUUUUUGUGGAAUUUGGAAGAGUAGAAGCCUCUUGCACAGCAGCACAUUGUUUGAAUGGACGGCUUUAUGAUGACAGGAUUGUAACUGUGGAUUAUGUUGCUCCUGAUUAUUACAGGAAAAGGUUUCCUAAAUAAGCAUCUUCGAGUCGUUGAGAGUAACUCUAGGUUAUGUGUCCUUGGGCCAGAACCAAAAAAAAAAAAAAAAAAAAAAAAAAAAAAUCUUUUUUUAUGAAAUAGUAUUUUUACAUAGGACUAAUAAUUAAAUAGUAUUAUUUGUAUGGCUACUAUUAAUUAAUUUAUAUUAACACUAUUUUUUAAUUUAAA
Molecule: messenger RNA, 3576 nt
Organism: Ziziphus jujuba (common jujube)
Lineage: Eukaryota; Viridiplantae; Streptophyta; Magnoliopsida; Rosales; Rhamnaceae
Product: splicing factor U2af large subunit B
Exons: 10
Coding region: 403-3387 (994 amino acids)
Cellular component (GO): U2-type prespliceosome; nuclear speck; U2AF complex
Molecular function (GO): pre-mRNA 3'-splice site binding; poly-pyrimidine tract binding
Source: RefSeq, a predicted model, not a curated record